Molecule: messenger RNA, 3183 nt
Organism: Peniophora sp. CBMAI 1063
Lineage: Eukaryota; Fungi; Basidiomycota; Agaricomycetes; Russulales; Peniophoraceae
Source: the annotation of a GenBank genome assembly
AUGCCUGCUGAUGACGCGCCUGCUGCCGCUACGGAGACCUACGGAAAUUUCGAUCUCGUCAAACGCAUAGAACUUGACUUCACACCCGUCACCGUACACAAAUGGCGAAGCAGGGAGAGUGGUUUGACUGUGGUACACUUGGAUUACGAAGCUCCUAUCGUUAAUGGCUAUUUUACCGUGGGCACUGAGAUCUUCGAUGAUACCGGUUGCCCACAUACACUAGAGCAUCUUGUCUUCAUGGGCUCUGAGAAAUAUCCGUACAAGGGCAUCAUCGACCAUCUUGCUAAUCGUGGCUUCUCAAACGGUACCAACGCGUGGACGGAUACCGACCAUACUGCGUAUACGGUUUCGACGGCUGGGGCGCAGGGCUUUCUCCAGAUUCUGCCCAUAUACGUCGACCACAUCCUGUAUCCGACUAUGACGGACGCCGGAUUCGUCACCGAGGUUCACCACAUCGAUCCGAAAGGCGAAGACUCGGGUGUCGUCUACAGCGAGAUGCAGGGCCGCGAGAAUACACCCGGCGACCUCAUGGCGUUGAAGAUGCAGCGGCUAAUUAAUCCUGUCGGAAGCGCCUAUCGCAGUGAAACGGGUGGCCUGAUGGAAGCCUUGCGCAAUCUUACCGUCGAGCAGAUUAGGAAAUAUCAUGGAACCUACUACGUCCCGCACAACUUUGUGCUUAUCGUCGCUGGCAAGCUCACGGGAGGCACUGAGCAGCUUCUGUCUGUGGUGCAGAACCAAGUCGAGCCUUCAAUCGCCGCUCAUGGUCAGAAUAAGGGUGUCCGUCCACCUGGUUGGAAACGUCCUUUCGUUGAGACUCCCACGGCAAAUCGUCAACCCAUCGCGAAGUACCUCGAGGAGACGGUCGAAUUUCCCGAGCAGGAUGAGAGCUCCGGUGAGCUCGCCAUCGGCUUCAUGGGCCCCGCAACCGGCGAACUCCUCGAAAGCCAGGCGCUUGACCAUCUUGGAACCUACCUCACGUCUUCUGCCACCGCCCCGCUCAACAAGGAGUACAUCGAGAUCGACUCUCCUCUCGCUACAUAUAUCUACUUUAAUGAGGACGUACGCGCGACGCGCAAUGAUCUCACGGUCUAUGUCGGUUCUGUGCCCACGGAGCACCUCGCGACCUUCGACUCGAAGCUACAGGAAUCUUUCAAGCGCAUUGCGUCUGAGGGCAUCGACCUGGAGCGCAUGCGUAUGGUGAUCGACCGUGACGAGCGCCAAGUCCGCUCGCGUCUCGAAAGCAGCGGCGGAGACAACUUCUCGCAGGCAAUCAUCUCCGACUUCCUCUACGGCAAGCCAGACGGAUCCGACAUCGAGCCCGUUCUGAACGAGAUCAGGUUGAAUAAUGAGCUGCGCACAUGGUCCAGCGAGAGAUGGGCGGCCCUUCUCACGAAGUACUUCGUGACAGAUGGGCGCGUUGUCGUGAUCGGCAAGCCAUCUGCUGCCAUGGCAGAACGUAUCGAGUCGGAGGAGAAGGCCCGGAUUGCCGAGCAGCGCAAUCGGCUCGGCGAAAAGGGCAUCGCCGACGCUGUCAAGAAACUCGAGACGGCCAAGGCGGAGCACGAACGCCCAAUCCCCACGGAGAUUCUGACUUCAUUCCCUGUCCCUGACGUGGCCAGCAUCGCGUGGAUCCCAGUGCAGAGCGUGCAGGCUCCCGGCGCAGGCCGUGAACCUUGCAAGAUCCCGUCCGGCUCGCCCGCAGAUGCGCUCGCAGCGCACUUAUCGGCGGACGGACAGGAGCUGCCGUUCUUUGUGCAGUACGACCACGUCCAGAGUGACUUCGUCAGCGUAACGGCUUUACUGUCCCUCGCCAACCUCCCUGAUCAUCUGCGCCCACACAUCUCUAUCUACCUUCAGGCCUUCUUUAGUCUCCCGGUCGUGCGCCAUACUGGCGAACGCCUCGGCCACGAACAGGUCGUCGAUGCUCUCGACGAUGAGACGGUGUCAUACGAGGCGAACAUUGGUCUGAAUGGCUUGGUCCCAGAGACGUUCCGUGUGAGCAUCCGCGUCACGAAGGAUCGCUACGCUACUGCUGUCGCAUGGCUACGGGACCUGAUCUAUGGCGUGGAAUUCGACCGUGAACGUCUCGCCAUCAACAUCGCGCAGAUUCAGAGCGGUCUCCCGAGCCUGAAACGCGAUGGAAACACCGUUCUGUCCAGCGUACUUGCUGGAUUGCUAUUCAACAAGUCGUACACCAGCUCGGCCGUGAGCGUGAUCCCGCAAAGUGACUUCAUCCCGGAGAUCGCAGCGCGACUGAAGGAGAAGCCGGACGAGGUUAUCAAGGAGUUUGAGGAGAUUCGCAAGGCCAUCACCGAUCCGUCUGGCGUACGCUUCUCCGUGGCUGGCAACAUCCUCGACUUGCCAAAACCCCGCAGCGCAUGGACAGAGCACUUCAGCAAGGCUCUCCCUCCUGCGCCGCUCGCGCCGAUGCCUUUCUCCGACCGUACGCUGAGCAAAGUCGGACGCAAGCCUGUCAAGAAGGCGAUUGUCGUUUCACUCCCCACGAUCGAGAGUGCCUUCGUGUCCUAUACCGGGACUGGCAUCCGCGGAUGGCAGCACGAAGACUACCCGGCCUUGCGCGUCGCCAUCGAGGUCCUCGGCGCCACGGAGAGCUUCCUGUGGAGGUAUAUCCGUGGCUCCGGUCUCGCAUAUGGCGCAUAUGCCGGAGUGGACCUUGAGGCUGGGCAUGUAACGUUCUCUCUGUACCGCUCUAGCAACGCGCUCGCUGCAGCAGCUCAAGGCAAGGUUGUUGUGAACGGGCUUGUGGACGGAAGCAUCGCCCUAGAUGAGACGGCACUAGACGCCGCGAAGAGCAGUAUCGUCUUUGGUGUUACACGCUCUGUCGCAAGCCCCGUACGCGCGGCUCUGGCUGCAUUCAGCAACAUGGCGGUGCGCGGCGUCCCUGCACGGCACAGCGUGGAGAUGCUGGAGAAGUACCAGGCGGUGACCCGCGAGGAAGUACUGAAUGUGCUCAAGAAGUACUUCGUACCACUGUUCGACCCGGCAAGUUCGGUCGUUGUCAGCGUUAACGCGCCGGGCAAGGCCGACGAGAUUGAGGAGGGUCUUACGAAGGAGGGUUACUCGGUCGAACGCCGGACGUUGGACGUGGACCCGGAAGAGCUGGAGGGCAGCGAGGAUGAGAGCGGAAGCGAGAGCGGUAGUGAAAGCGAAAGCGAUCGGUAG